Molecule: messenger RNA, 20216 nt
Organism: Oncorhynchus kisutch (coho salmon)
Lineage: Eukaryota; Metazoa; Chordata; Actinopteri; Salmoniformes; Salmonidae
Product: obscurin
Exons: 70
Coding region: 184-17910 (5908 amino acids)
Molecular function (GO): guanyl-nucleotide exchange factor activity; protein binding
Source: RefSeq, a predicted model, not a curated record
GGGAUGUUAUACUGCCCUGGAUACAAAUCAUCAUUGUAGGAAUAUUGACCAAACAUAAAUUUGUUGAAUCUCAACGGCAAAGAUUGCAUCAUCUUUCGGACUGUAAAACUUUGUUAAAGUUUUCGUCCACAUGUUUCAGUGCUUGUUUUAACAGAGAGUGUCUGAAGACUCAAGGAACUAGUAAUGGACCAGAACCUGUUUGGAGGGGCCCCCAGGUUUCUCACGCGGCCCAAGGCUUUCGCAGUGUGCGUGGGAAAGGAUGCCACCUUGAGCUGCACCAUCGUGGGCAACCCCACCCCACUGAUUACCUGGGAAAAGGAGAAGCUACGUCUGACCUCUGGGGGCCGCUUCAAGAUGGUGGAUGAUGGUGACGUCUACCGCCUCACCAUCUACGAUCUAACCCUGGAGGACAGCGGCCAGUACAUGUGCCGGGCCAAAAACAAUGUUGGGGAAGCAUAUGCAUGCGUAACCCUUCACGUAGGCCUUCCACAGGAGAUGGUGGAGAGGGCCCCCGUCUUCAUGGUCAAGCCUACCUCCGCACGCGUAGGCCUGGGGGGCGAUGUUGUCUUCCACUGCCGGGUUGCGGCUUACCCAGAGCCCAAAUUUGACUGGGAGAAGGACGGGCGUUACCUGGCCGAGACUAACCGCAUCAAGGUGACAUCGGACAGUGACAGCAGCUCUCUGAGGAUCCAGAGCGUGCGCAGUCUGGACAGCGGCACAUACACUUGCCGGGCCCAGAAUUCGGUAGGCCGCUCUAACUCUGCAGCCACCUUGCUUGUAGACACCCAGGACUCCCAUCACCUGGGCAAGGACAAGAGCACCUCCCUCCUCUCCCACCUGCAGAAGCGUAAAGAAGGGAUCUCUAUCUACUGCACGGCCGAGACCAGCAGCUCCACUUACAACUCCACCACCACCUCCUCGACCGCCACCACUAUGGUCACAGACGGGCUGGGCCUUCUGGGUCUAGACCACAGCAGCGCAGCACUGGUCAGUCAUCUGCCCAAAGGCGUCUUCACCCGCACCUGCACAGUGACUGAAGGCAAGCACGCCAAACUCAGCUGCUUCGUGACAGGCCACCCCAAGCCUCACAUCAUCUGGAGGAAGGAUGGGGGGAACAUUGGUGAGGGACGCAGACAGAUCAUGUAUGAGGACCAGGCCGAGAACUUCAUCCUCAAGAUCCUGUACUGCAAACAGAGGGACAAUGGUCUGUACACCUGUAAUGCCUCCAAUAUGGCUGGACACACCUACAGCGCCGUGCUGGUGAUAGUUAAAGAGCCCAAGGUGCCGUUCAGGAGGAAGCUGCAGGAUGUGGAGGUCCAGGAGAAGAUGACGGCCACGCUGCUGUGUGAGGUGCCCAUCUCCACAACCCAGGCCAGCUGGUUCAUGGAGGAGACGCGACUGGAGGACUGCUCCAAGUACCGAAUGGAGGAGGAGGGCACCAUGCGGCGCCUCACCAUCCACAACGUCACCACCAAUGAUGAUGCCGUCUACAUCUGCGAGAUGAAGGAGGGGAGCCGCACCGUGGCCGAGCUCACUGUGCUGGGCAACAUCACUAAGAAGCUGCCCAGGAGGACUGUAGUGCCAGUGAGUGAUACAGUGAUCUUCUGCGUUGAGCUGGAGCACCCCUGUUCUGACGCCUACUGGACACGCAAUGCCGAGCGUCUGAAGCCGGACACACGCAUAAUAAUUGCGUGCACCCUCAGGCAGUACACUUUAACCAUCAGCCAAUGCCAAGCUGACGACUCAGGAGAGGUGGCCUUCAUGGCUGGAGACUGCAAGACCUCCACAAGAUUCUCUGUCACAGCUGCCAGAAAGCAUCCUCCUGAUCCCCCCAUCGAUGUGGUGGUGCGCAACAAGACAGACUCAUCCAUCACCCUCCACUGGUCCCCCCCAGACAGUGACCGCCCUGUGCCCAUCAAGGGGUACAUGGUAGAGAGGAGGAAGGUGGGUGCCCAGACCUGGCAGAGGUGCAAUGGCAUGGAGAUCAGCCCCUUUACUGAGAUCACGAUCCAGAACUUCACAGAAGAGGCCAGCUACCAGUUCCGCAUUUCUGCAGUCAACAACUAUGGCCAGAGCCAAUACCUGGAGGUGCCCGGGACCUUCUACCUUGAGCCCAGUGCAGAGGUGAAAACAGGCCUGAUGAACAGCACAGCCAUCUCAGGUGAGGAGGCCUCACUCUCCGUGGAUCUGUCUGCCGUGUGCUCUGGCUUCUGGUCUAUCAACGGACGCCUCCUGCGUAGUGGUGGUGACUACCUCAUCACCCGCCAAAAGACCAUGCACACGCUGAUGAUCCGGACGGUCUUGAUGGAGAUGAACGGAGCCGUGGUCAAAUUUGUGGGCGGUGGCUCUGAGAGCACUUGUAUACUCAAAGUGAAGGCUCCACCUAUCCGGUUUACCAGUAAGUCUGCUCACACUGAGGUGGUGACCUGCAGCGCCCAGUCCUCCGCCCAGCUGACCACAGAGGUGUCUGAUUACCAUGCCCAGGUGGUCUGGAUGAAGAAUGGACGGGAGCUGAAGAUGGGCAAGAAGUAUGAGUGCAUAACCACUGACCACAAGAGGAUCCUGAUGGUGCACAAUGUCACUGAAGAGGACACGGGAAUCUAUGAGUGUGUCCUAAACGAAGACAGAAUGUCCCUGAAGCUUUCUCUAAAAGAUGAAGCAAAAUUCCUGAACAAGCCAAGGGGUCCCAUGGGGGUGGCACCUGCCCUCAGUGGGCACCUUGAGUUGAACUGUGAGGUAUCGUCUGCCAGCGGGGUGGUGGUGUGGAGGAAGGAUCAGACAGUGGUCAUUGAGGACCAAAGAACUACCAUUAUCUCCAAAGGGACACAGAGGAGACUGGUCAUCAAGAACGCCAAGAAGAGUGACGAGGGACACUACUCCUGCGAGACAGCGGAAGACAAAGUCACAUUCCAGGUCAAGAUAAAAGAAGUUCAACAGGCUGCCUUCACCAACAAGGACUCUGUACAGAAGGAAGUGAGAGCUACUCUCUCCCAGAAAGCCACUCUGAGCUGUGAGGUUGCAGAUACCAAGACAGAGGUGAAAUGGUACAAGGACGGCAAACAGAUCAUUGCAAGUAAAACUGUCUCCAUGGAGACAAAGGGCAAGAGUCGUCUGUUGGUAGUAGACAAAAUGGAGAAAAAGGAUGCUGGAGAAUACACCUGUGAAGCUAGAGCAGAGAAGCUGGUCUUUAAAAUACAUGUGUCAGAAGCCCAACAGGCUGCCUUCACCAACAAGGACUCUGUACAGAAGGAGGUGAAAGCUACUCUCUCCCAGAAAGCCACUCUGAGCUGUGAUGUGUCAGAUUCCAAGACUGAGGUGAAAUGGUACAAGGAUGGCAAGCUGCUGACUUCCUGUAAGAGAGUCUCCAUGGAGACAAAGGGCAAGACUCGUCAGCUGGUGAUAGAGAAGGUGGAGAAGAAGGAUGCUGGAGAGUACACCUGUGAGGUUGGAGCAGAAAAACUGGUAUAUGAGAUACAGGUGACAGAGGCCCAGGCUGCCUUCUCCAAUAAGGACUCUGUACAGAGAGAGGUGAGAGCUGCUCUCUCCCAGAAAGCCACUCUGAGCUGUGAGGUGUCUGAUACCAAGACUGAGGUGAAAUGGUACAAGGAUGGCAAACUUCUGACUUCCAGUAAGACAGUCUCCAUGGAGACAAAGGGCAAGACUCGUCAGCUGAUGAUAGAGAAGGUGGAGAAGAAGGAUGCUGGAGAGUACAUCUGUGAGGUUGGAGCAGAGAAACUGGUCUUUAAGAUACAUGUGACAGAAGCACAUCAGGCUGCCUUCACCAAUAAGGACUCUAUACAGAAAGAGGUGAAAGCUACUGUCUCCCAGAAAGCCACUCUGAGCUGUGAGGUAUCAGAUACCAAGACAGAGGUGAAAUGGUACAAAAAUGGCAAACUGCUUACUUCCAGUAAGACGGUCUCCAUGGAGACAAAGGGCAAGACUCGUCAGCUGGUGAUAGAGAAGGUGGAGAAGAAGGAUGCUGGAGAGUACACCUGUGAGGUUGGAGCAGAGAAACUGGUCUAUAAGAUACAGGUGACAGAAACUCAAGCAGCUUUCACCAAUAAGGACUCUGUACAGAAGGAGGUGAAAGCUACUCUCUCCCAGAAAGCCACUCUGAGCUGUGAGGUAUCUGACACCAAGACUGAGGUAAAAUGGUACAAGGAUGGCAAACUGCUGACUUCCAGUAAGACAGUCUCCAUGGAGACAAAGGGCAAGACUCGUCAGCUGGUGAUAGAGAAGGUGGAGAAGAAGGAUGCUGGACAGUACACCUGUGAGGUUGGAGCAGAGAAGCUGGUCUUUAAGCUACAGGUGACAGAGGCCCAGGCUGCUUUCUCCAAUAAGGACUCUGUACAGAAGGAGGUGAAAGCUACUCUCUCCCAGAAAGCCACUCUGAGCUGUGAUGUGUCAGAUACCAAGACAGAGGUGAAAUGGUACAAGGAUGGCAAACUGCUGACUUCCAGUAAGACAGUCUCCAUGGAGACAAAGGGCAAGACUCGUCAGCUGGUGAUAGAGAAGGUGGAGAAGAAGGAUGCUGGAGAGUACACCUGUGAGGUUGGAGCAGAGAAGCUGGCCUUUAAGAUACAGGUGACAGAAUCCUCUGCCAAGUUUAAGAAGACUGCCGUGAAGGAUAUAUGCAGUGUUCAAGCAAGUGAGAAGAUUGUUUUGACCACUGAGCUGACUUCGGAGAGUGCCAGUGUUAAGUGGUUCAGAGAUGGAGUAGAGUUGAAGGAAGGCACUAAAUAUGAGAUGAAGAGAGAGGGACAUUCUCGUACCCUGAUUGUGAAGUCCACCGAAGUCAAAGACAGUGGCACCUACUCUUGCCACACUGAUGAUGACAAGCUUGAGUUCAAAGUUCAAGUCAAACAUACACCGCUGAAGUUUGUGGUGCAGUUGCAGCCUGUAGCCACAGAGCUGGGUGUUACGCUGACCCUGACCUGUGAACUGAACCAAGCCUCAGGGGACGUACUCUGGCGCCACAACAGUCGUGAGGUCAAACCCGGUGGCAGGUUCUGUGUCAGCGCUGACAGUGCCAAGCGGGUCCUUACCAUAACAGGAAUGACCAAAGCGGAUGAGGGAGAGUACAUCUGUGAAUGCAAAGAUGAUAAGACCUCUGCCAAGGUCUCCACCAAUGCCCCCAGACUGGUGAAUCUGACUUCCAAGCUGAGCAGCAUCGUUGCAGUGGAAGGGAAAGAUGUCAUCUUCAAGUGUAGUGUCACCCCAGCAGACGUCAAAGUAAAAUGGUUCCGCAACAACGUGCCAAUCACUGCUGGGCCCAAGUAUAAGAUUGAGCACAGGGCCACCAGCCACUCCCUCACCAUCACGUCAGUCAGUCAGGAGGAUGCUGGGGAGAUCAGCAUGGCAGCUGAGGGCAAAACCUGCAACGCUACCCUCCAAGUGCAACUGGAGCCGGUGAUGUUCAAGAAAAAGCUUCAGAACGUGACGACGGUAGAGGAUCAGAAGGGAGUGAAGCUGGAGGUGGAGCUUAGUAGACCCUCUAAAGAGGUCAGGUGGAUGAAGAACAGUGUGGUGCUGCAGCCCGGAGGCAACAUGGACAUCAGGGUGGACGGGGCCAAGCAGACCCUGGUCUUCAAGAGUGUGACUACCGCUGACCGCGGCUACUACUCCUGUGAAACUCUGGAUGACAAGACCCAGGCCAAACUCACGGUGGAUGUGCAGAAGAUUGAGGUGGUGAAGGGCCUGCUGGCCGAGGUCAAGGCCAAUGAGAAGGAGACAGUGACCCUGGAGGUGGAGCUCAGUCAAGCUGACGUGGAGGGUUCCUGGACCAGGAGCGGAGCCAAGCUCAAGGCAGGGUCCAACUGUCGCAUCACGGCCCUUGGAAAGAAGCAUGCCCUUACACUGUCCCAACUCAAGAUGGAGGACGCAGGAACGAUUGUCUUCCAAGCGGAAGGGGUCAAGUCUUCUGGCAAGCUCAUUGUUGCAGAACCUGCUGCCAUGAUCUCUAGGCCCAUGGAGGAUGUCAAAGCUCCAGAGAAGGAGAAGGCAACACUUGAGUGUGAGGUGUCCAGAACCAAUUCUGAGGUCAAGUGGUUCAAGGGUGAUACGGAACUAAAACCAGGAAAGAACUUUGGCAUCCACUCCCAGGGUCGCACACGUAGCCUCCUCAUCUAUAAAUGUUCCAAAGAGGAUGAGGGCACAUACGUUUGUCGAACGUCUGACGACAAUACAUCAGCCAAACUCACUGUACAUGCCCGAGACAUUAAGAUAGUGAAGAAGCUGGAGGAUGUGGAGGUGAUGGAGAAGGAGAGUGCGUCAUUCAUGUGUGAGAUCUCUCACGAUGAAGUGGCCUGCCAGUGGUUCAAAGGUGACACCAAACUCAAAGUCGGUGACAACAUCAAGAUGAGACAAGAGGGUAAAAUCUAUGUGCUGCUGAUUAAAUCGGUGACACCAGAAGACGUGGCGGAGAUUAAAUUCACAGCUGAAAAGGCCUCUUCAACGGCCAAACUGACAGUGAAAGGCAAAGCUCAAUCUGUGUCACGGGAGCUGCAGAGCGUCAGCGUUGUCUCAGGGGAGGAUGCUGUGUUUACCUGUGAGGUCACACAGACCAGCACCACCGUCCAGUGGGCCAAGGAUGGGAAGGACAUCAGGAAGAGUGAGAAGUAUAACAUCAGCAAAGAGGAGAAGGUCAUGAAGUUGACCGUCCGCAGCGUCACUGUCCAGGACUCUGGAGAAUAUAGUUGUGAGGUCAUCGGAGGAGCCACUACCAAGGCCAAGCUGGUGAUCAAAGAGCCAGUCCACAAGUUCACCAAGGAGUUGAAGGACAGUGAGGCGGAAGAAAAGGGUUCAGUGACCCUACAGUGUGAGACGGCCCAGCCUGCCUCCAAGGCCACCUGGUCCAAGGGAGGCAUAGAGCUGAAGGCCGGGGGACGCUGCGAGAUGACCCAAAAGGAGACCGUUCUCACACUUACCAUUAAACAGCUGGAGGAGAAAGACAGCGGAACUUACACCUGUGACGUGGGCACCGCCAAGAUGACGGCUAAGGUGACAGUCAAAGCCUUGCCUGCCAGCUUUACACAGAAACUGAAGAACCAGCAGGCCACGGAAGGAGAGAAUGCUACUCUCUGCUGUGUGUUAGCCAAACCUGGAGCCAAGGUUCAGUGGAAGAAAGGCACUGAGAAUCUCAAAGCUGGAAACAAAUAUGAGAUUAAGCAAAAAGAUGCCUGCUGUGAGCUUCAGAUAAAACAUCUGAAGGUUGAAGACAGUGGAGAGUACUCCUGUGAGUGUGGAGAUCAGAGGACCACAGCGACUAUAAACGUCAAUGCGUUACCUGUGACCUUCAAACACAAACUGGCGAGCCAGGAGGCUGAGGAAGGGGAUAGUGUUACCCUGCACUGUGAGCUCUCUAAACCUGGAGUCCAUGUAGAAUGGAGGAAGGGAACACAGGUGCUGAAGUCUGGAGAAAAGUACCAGAUGAAGCAGAAAGAAUCUGUGAGUGAGCUCCUGAUCAACAAAGUAGUACCUGAGGACAGUGGAGACUACAGCUGUGUGUGUGGAGAACAGAAGACUACAGCCAGUCUCAAGAUUAAGGCCCAACCUGUUACAUUCAAACACAAACUGGCGAGCCAGGAGGCUGAGGAAGGAGGCAGUGUUACACUGCACUGUGAGCUCUCUAAACCUGGAGUCCAUGUAGAAUGGAGGAAGGGAACACAGGUGCUGAAGUCUGGAGAAAAGUACCAGAUGAAGCAGAAAGAAUCUGUGAGUGAGCUCCUGAUCAGCAAAGUAGUACCUGAGGACAGUGGAGACUACAGCUGUGUGUGUGGAGAACAGAAGACUACAGCCAGUCUCAAGAUUAAGGCCCAACCUGUGACCUUCAAACACAAGCUGGAGAGCCAGAAGGCUGAGGAAGGGAGCAGUGUUACACUGCACUGUGAGCUCUCUAAACCUGGAGUCCAUGUAGAAUGGAGGAAGGGAACACAGGUGCUGAAGUCUGGAGAAAAGUACCAGAUGAAGCAGAAAGAAUCUGUGAGUGAGCUCCUGAUCAGCAAAGUAGUACCUGAGGACAGUGGAGACUACAGCUGUGUGUGUGGAGAACAGAAGACUACAGCCAGUCUCAAAAUUAAGGCCCAACCUGUGACCUUCAAAUAUAAACUGCAGAGGCAGGAGGCUGAGGAAGGGGGCAGUGUUACCCUGCACUGUGAGCUCUCUAAACCUGGAGUUCAUGUAGAAUGGAGGAAGGGAACACAGGUGCUGAAGUCUGGAGAAAAGUACCAGAUGAAGCAGAAAGAAUCUGUGAGUGAGCUCCUGAUCAGCAAAGUAGUACCUGAGGACAGUGGAGACUACAGCUGUGUGUGUGGAGAACAGAAGACUACAGCCAGUCUCAAGAUUAAGGCUCUUCCAGCCACAUUCAAACACGAUCUUGAGAGCCAGGAGGUUGAGGAGGGGGGCAGUGUUACCCUACACUGUGAGCUCUCUAAACCUGGGCUCCCUGUCGAAUGGAAGAAGGGAACACAGGUUAUAAAGUCUGGAGAAAAGUACCAGAUGAAGCAGGAAGAUUGCAGUGUGAAACUGCAAAUCUGUGAUUUGAAACCUGAAGACACAGGAAACUACCACUGCAGCACUGGAGACCUAGAGAGCUCAGCAUACCUGAAAGUCAAUGCUUUCCCAGUCGUAUUCACCAAAGAUCUGCAGAGCCAGGAGGCUGAGGAAGGGGGCAGUGUUACCCUGCACUGUGAGCUCUCUAAACCUGGAGUCCCUGUAGAAUGGACAAAGGGGGAGGUGGGUCUCUGCCCCUGUGCCAAGUAUGAAAUCGUCCAGGAAGGACACAGCGCCAGACUAGUCAUCCACAGCUUAGACCCUGAAGACUCAGGCAGCUAUACUUGUGACAGUGGCGACCGGAAAACCACAGCAAACCUUUCUGUGAAGGCCCUGCCUGUUUACUUCAAAACCCGACUACAGGAUCUAGAGUGGGACGCAGGUGAGAUCGCCAUCCUCCGCUGUGAGAUCACAAAUCCUGGGGCCAGCGUUGUUUGGAGCCGGGGCGACAGGGUCUUGGAGUCUAACAACAAGUAUCAGCUGAAACAGGAAGGUGCCAUAGUGAAGCUUAUCAUCUAUAACCUACAAGGGGCUGACUCUGGGGAGUAUAUCUGUGACACGGGUUACCAGAAGACCUCAUCCAUGCUCACUGUACAGGAGCUGGAGGUGACCAUAGUGAAGGUCUUGAACAGCUGCUCGGUGCGCGAGGGGGAGGACGUUCACUUUGAGUGCCAUCUGUCCCACGAGGAUGCCAAGGAGGUCCAGUGGAAGCUUGCGGAUGUCCCUCUGCAGAACAAUGAAAUGAAUCUGAUCUGCAGCCAAGGCAAGGUGCACAGCCUCACCCUCAGGGGGGUCACCCAGGCCGACUCGGCCACAGUCGCUUUCACAGUGGGCCACCAUACCUCCACCGCCAGCCUGACCGUCGGAGGGGCCCCUGUGGUGUUCAAGAAGGAGCUGGAGAGCCAGGAAGCAGUUGAGGGGGGCAGUGUCUCCCUGACCUGUGAGAUCAGUGUUGAGGGCAAGGUGACAUGGAGAAGGGGCUCCGUGCUCCUCACCCAGGGGGAGAAGUAUUCCAUGGAGCACACAGGUUCUACCUACAUCCUGAUGGUUCACAAGCUGAAGGUCGAGGAUGCUGGAGAGUACACCUGCGAUACUGGGGAUAAGCAGAGCACGGCUACCCUGAAAGUCAAAGAGUCUGUACGCAUCACUCGGGAGCUGCACGACAUCACAGUGACCACCGGGCAGGAUGCUGUCUUUGCGUGUGAGUUGUCCCAGGAGGGCGUAACCAAUGGAGAGUGGUGGCUAGGGGAUAACCUCCUCCAAAACAACGACCUGAACCAGAUGACCUUCCAGGGCCGGGUGCACCGGCUGACACUGCAGAUGGUCACCACUGAUGAGUCAGGGGACGUGGCGUUUGUGGUGGGCGAAGAGAAGACCGUCGCAUGCCUACUGGUGGAAGAGAAGCCCAAAGUCUUAAUCCUAGAGAAGCCUCAUGACACAGUGGCCUUGGAGGGUGAGACAGUCACCCUGUCCUGCACCGUCUCCGACCCCACGGCCACUAUCAACUGGAGCAGGAAUGAUGUUGACAUCAAAGCAGGCCUCAAGUACGACCUGCGGAAGAAUGGAGCUCUCAUGCAGCUCCGUAUCCACAACCUGGAGAUGGAGGACUCUGGAAAUUACUGCUGCGAUACCGGGGAUGCGCAGUGCACCGUCACAUUGACUGUGGAAGGUGCCCCAGCAUUCUUCCAGAAGGAGCUGAAGAACAAGGAAGCCAAGGAAGGCGAUGAUAUCACUCUGCGCUGUGAGCUCUCCAAGGCGUGCACUCAAGUGGAGUGGAGGAAGGGAGGCAUGGUCCUCCAGGCUGGUAAGAAGUAUGAGAUGAGGCAGGAGGGCUGCGUUCAGGAGCUCUGCAUUCGUAACCUGGAGCCAGAGGACAAUGGCUACUACACCUGCGAUGCUGGAGACCAGCUCACCACGGCGUCGGUGGCAGUACAAGAGGCAGAAGUCCUCAUAGUGUGUGGUCUAAAGAGCACCGAUGUCUUUUUGGGCGAGUGGGCCACCUUCUCCUGCCAGCUGUCCCGCGGUGUGAGGCCUGGGGAGGUGCAGUGGUGGCUGGACGGGACCCUUCUCCAGGACAGCCCCUCCAGCGAGAUAGGGCUGAGCCAGGGCCACGUCCACACCCUCACCCUAAAGGACCUGGCCCCGGAUGCCUCGGGCACCGUCACGUUCAAAGCCUGCAGCCUGGUGUCCUACGCCAAGCUCUUAGUUAAAGACCCCACAGUAGAGGUGGUGAGCGAGAUGCAGGACCUGCGGGUGGCUCAGGACAAGCCGGCUGAGUUCAUCUGCCAGUACUCCCGGCCGGUCCAGGCCCAGUGGAAGAGAGAUGGUCGGCCAUUGCAGCCUGACGGCCAGAGGGUGGUAGUGGAGCAGGACUGGACCGUGGCUCGCUUGUACAUUAGACACGUGUCCACUGAGGACAGGGGGAGAUACUCCUGUGAGGCAGAGGGGACCUGUGUGGUUGCCUUACUGGAGGUGGAAGCCAAACCCAUUGAAAUCCUACAAGGCUUGGAGAACAUGGACACCAUUGAUGGCGGGGAGGCCCUAUUCGAGUGCUCUAUCUCUCGUUGCGAGAUCAAAGACUGCCACUGGCUGAUUGGGGGCAAGCCGGUGAAGGAGUCGCCCACAACGGAGAUCGUGUCCUUCGAAAAUGGACGCCGCCACCUCUUGCUGCUCAAGGAUCUGCACGUUGGAGACAGCUGCAAAGUUACUUUCCAAGCCGGCACCGCAACAACCUCCGCCAUGCUCAACGUCAAAGGCUGGCAGCUGGAUGUGGUGAGUGGUCUGGAGGAUAAGGUAGCUGUGGUGGGAGAGACUCUAGAGUUCAGCUGCAUGCUGACUGAGCCUGUGCCUGAGGCGGAGGUAGCCUGGUACUCUAACGGAUCCGAGCUAAAGGCUGAUGACACCUGGGGCAUGAGGGCUGACGGCUGCUCCUACCACCUGGUGCUUAGACAGGCACCAGCCAUGCCACCACAGGAGAUCACCUUCGCUGCCAGGGACGCCAUCUCCAUGGCCAAGCUCACCAUCAUCACUGUUCCUGACCCCCCGGAGGACCCAGAGCUGGUCAGUAAGAGUAAGCAGGCGGUGACCCUGUCUUGGUUCACACCCCUCAGCGACGGAGGCAGCCCUAUUUUGGGCUACAGGGUGGAGAUGAGGCUGGCGGACAGUGUCCUCUGGCUGCCGUGCCAUGCAGAGCCUGUGUGUAACACAGAGUUCUCUGUGGAUAACCUCAUCCCAGGGAGCGGCUACAGGUUCAGGGUGGCAGCCAUCAACAGAGCUGGGACAGGAGAACCUGUCCAGCUGCCUCAGAGCGUUCAGCUGGAGGCUCCAGUGACAGUGACCCAACAGUUGGCCUGUCCAGACCUGCAGGAGGGUAAGAUGGCCCGUGUGGCGUGUGACCUCUCUGCUGAGGGCAGCUCGGUCACCUGGCUCAAAGACAACAAGGAGCUGGAGUAUGGGGUCAAAUACCAGGUCACCACAGAGGGCAAGACACAAGUGCUGCUGAUCAAAGACUUUGUGUCUGCUGACCAGGGUGUGUACACCUGUGUGGCCUCAGACGAGGCAGAAAGCUCCCUUAAUCUCAACCUACCAAAAGGUGGAGAUGGGGUUCAGUUGGAGGAGGGGGCCCAGCCCAGCCUGCCUCCUGAGGCUGCCUCCGAGGGUGACGUCCAUGCACUGUGGGAGGACCUGGCCAAGAAACGUCGCAUGAGCCGAGAGCCCACCCUUGACUCCAUCUCUGAGCUGCCUGAUGAGGAGGAUAAGGAGCCCAAGACACCCAAGGGACCAGUCAAGGAGAAGAAAGCCCCGGAGAAGGAGAAGGUGGGGGUGAAAGCCCUGGAGAAUGAGAAAGUGGAUGUGAAAGCCCCGGAGAAACAAAAGGUGAAAGAAAAGGAAAAGGUUGUAGAGCAUGUCAUCGUCCCUAAGAAGGUGUUGGAGCCAAACUUGUACACCAGCUCUGAGGACGAAUCCAGGCCUCCAACACUGGUUUCCUACCUGAAGAAGAGCAGCAAGUCCUCCCUCUCUGUGUGUGACCAGACAGAUUCCAUCUCCACUGAGAAGUUCUACGCACAGUUCAAGUUGAAAGAGGCGACCACAGGCCAACAGACUUCAGUCCAACAGACCUCAUCUUCAGUACAGCAGAUCACAGCACAGACCACGGACAUCAAGGAGGUCGUUGAUGAGGAGGACGGAGAAAUUGGGCUGCUGGAUGCUGCUGUAAAGAUCCAGGCUGCCUUCAAGGGGUACAAAGCCCGCAAGGACAUGCGUCCAGUCUUCAAGGACGUCUUCAAGGACCAGACCAAGGAACCCAAUGGCACCAUCCACCUGGAGUGUGUGGCGGAGGGCAAGCCAGAAAAGGUGCGCUGGCUGAAGGAUGGCGAGCACCUGGCGGACGGCAAGCACCACCACAUUGACAUCUACAACGAUGGCACCUGCUCUCUGGUCAUCACCGCCAUAACCACCAAGGACACGGGUGUCUACACCUGUGAGGUCACCAACAAGUUUGGGGUGACCACCCACAGUGGCAAGGUGACGGUGGGCUCGGCGCGGGAGGCCUCUGGAAGGAGGCCCCUGACCAUGGGCUACAGUGCCGACAGCGAGGCGGAGAGCUCGUCGGCAGAAAGCGAGAUGGACGAGUCUCUGAGGCAGGCUAGCAAACGUCUUCGCCGCCUCCUCCGCACACGCCUGCCGGCCACGUCGGAGGAGGAGUCGUUCGUCAGCUGUGAUGAUGAGGCUGAGCUGCAGGCCCCCGACCCCAAAUCGUACCGCGAGGACGAGCGAUACAUCUACAUCCGCUUUGACAAGCGGUCUGAGGCCCAGGUGGCGUCUCAGCGCUUCAAGGAGAUGUUCACGGCCCAGGGGGUCCCUGUGGAGACCACCAUCCAGGAGGCUGGACCUCUCAAAGUGGAGCUGCGCAUCAUGAAGAUGGGAUACACUCAAGAUGGCUCUGCAACACCCACACAGGAGAAGCAGCUGCCUGUGUUCAUGACAGGAGCCCCCGCGGCCCCAGUCUUCCUGACUGAACUCCAGAGCCAGGAUGUGCCAGACGGUUACCCGGUCAGCUUUGACUGCGUGGUGAUUGGGAAGCCUCCACCCAGUGUGCGUUGGUUCAAGGAUGGUAAGCUGCUGGAGGAGAACGACCACUACAUGAUCAACGAGGACCAGGAGGGCUGCCACCAGCUCAUCAUCACCACCGUGCUGCCCUCUGACAUGGGCGUCUACCGCUGUAUGGCUGAGAACACCAGCGGCAUCGCUGCCACCAAGGCUGAGCUCAGGGUCGACAUGUCUUGCAGCUCAGACUACGAUACUGCAGCUGAUGCCACUGAGACCGGCUCCUAUAUCAGUGCCAAGGGCUACAUGUCUAGGGAAACGGAAGCCUUUGAGUCUGUGGUAGAGGAUGAGCAGAUGCCACAAGUACUGGAUGAGCUCCAUAAUGUGCACGUCAGCCCAGGCUCACCCAUCGCUAAGAUGCAGCUGAAAGUCAAAGGGUUCCCUAGUCCAAGGGUGUACUGGUUCAAGGACGGCCACCCGCUGCGUUCCUCAGACAGGAUCCUGCUGCUGGACAAGCGAGAUACCCACAGCCUGGAAGUCCUGGAGGUGAAGAGGGAGGACACAGGAGAGUACUCUGCCUACAUCAGCAACGCUGCUGGAACAGCAUACUCUUCUGCUAGGCUGCUGGUUCUGGGUCCAGGAGAGCUCACGCCUGUAGAGAAGCACGAUCCCAAGGUGCCUCUGGUGCCGCCCCGCUUCCUGGAGAGGUUCAGCAACAGGAAGGUGAAACAGGGAGCCAGCGUCACUAUGUCUGUCAGAGUGGAAGGUUCUCCCACGCCAAUGGUGACGUGGUUGAAAGAGGAGUCUGCUGAGGACGUGUUGUGGAUCAAGCCAGACACUAAGGGCUACAAGGUGGCCAGCUCAGGGCGCCAACACAGUCUCAUCCUGAUGGAUGUGGGCUCUAAGCAUGCAGGCACAUACACCUGCAUCGCCACCAACAGGGCCGGACAGUCCAUUUGCACUGCCCAAUUUGAAGUGGAGGAUGCACCACGACCAAAGGAAGAGACCACAAUCCCUCUGGGGAUUACUAUCAGCCCUCCAGACGAAGAUGUUGGCAGAGGAAAAAUGCAGUAUCUAGGUGAAGUUGGAACAGAAGAGUUCCUUAUGAAGCUCACCUCCCAGAUCACGGAAAUGGUAUCUGCCAAGAUGAGUCAAGCCUCACUACGUGUCCCGGGAGGCGAUAGUGAUGACGAGACCAAGACACCCUCCGCCUCACCACACCACGGUCGCUCUCGCCCCGGCUCCAUUCUCGCUGACUCCUCCUCUGAGUCUGACGACCCUGAUGCCAGGGGAGAGAUGUUUGACAUCUAUGUGGCUACGGCUGACUACAACCCCACCAUCCCCAACAAAGAUACCAUUUCCCUGAAGGAGGGCCAGUAUGUUGAGGUUCUGGACUCGGCACAUCCACUCAAAUGGCUGGUCCGGACCAAACCCACAAAAACCACCCCAUCCCGACAAGGCUGGGUCUCACCUGCCUACCUGGAUAAAAAACUCAAGCUGUCUGAUGUUGCUGGUGACAUCACAGAGGGAGGUGGAGAAGAGGUCUCAGAAGGAGAGUACAAGAAGAGACUACUCCAACUGAUUCAAGACAUGAUCAACAGCGAGGCAGAGUUUGUCAAAGAGAUGGACUUCUUCACCUCCCACCACAUCAAGCAAGUGGAGAGCCCUGACACCCCAUCUGGCAUCACCAGCCAGAAGGAGGCCAUAUUCAGGAACAUCAACGAGAUCAAGGCCUUCCAUAGCCAGUCCAUGCUCCCUAAGUUGAGCCACUGCGACACUGAUGACGACGUGGCCAUGCGCUUCCUGAGGAGUGGCGAGGGCUUUGAGAAGUACCUCCAGUACCUCGUAGGCCAGCAAAAGGCAGAGGCCGCUAUCAGUGACAAGACCGUACACCGCUUCUUCAAGGAAUACACAGACAAAGAACAGGCCAGUGCCGACCCUGCUGAAGGUCCUGUACUGAGCAUCAACGCCUACCUACAGAAACCUCUGGACAGAAUCCAGAAGUACAAAGCCUUGCUCAAGGAGCUGAUCAGGAACAAGGCCAGGAAUGGUCAGAACUGCUGCCUGCUGGAGGAGGCCUAUGCCAUGGUUUCAUCACUGCCUCAGCGUUCAGAGAACACACACCACGUCUCCAUGAUAGAGAACUACCCUGCCACUCUGGAUGUAUUGGGGGAGCCCAUCAGACAGGGACCCUUCAUGGUGUGGGAGGGUGCACCUGGGGUAAGGUCCUCCUCCAGAGGUCACCAUCGACAUGCGUUCCUCUUCAAAAACUAUGUCAUCAUCUGCAAAUCCAAGAGAGACACCAACACAGACACCCAGGGCUACGUCUUUAAGAACAUGAUGAAGCUGAACAACAUAGAUGUGAAUGAGACAGUGGAGGGUGAUGACCGGGCCUUUGAGAUCUGGCACGAGCGUGAGGACUCUGUCAGGAAGUACACGCUUCAGGCUCGCACCGUCAUCAUCAAGAACUCCUGGCUGCGAGACCUCAGGGAACUGCAGCAGCGCUACACCAUGCCUGCCUGGAGUAUGCCUGACUUUGAUGAGCUUCUGGCUGACUGCACAGCGGAGCUGAGACAGACGGUGAAACUGGCCUGCAAGGUUACUGGAGUACCCAAACCUGUGGUCACCUGGUACAAGGACGGGCGGGCAGUGGAGGCCGACCCUCACCACAUCAUCAUCGAGGACCCUGACGGUUCCUGCACCCUGAUCCUGGACAACAUGACGGCUGAUGACUCUGGACAGUACAUGUGCUUCGCCACUAGCACAGCAGGCAACGCCAGCACCCUGGGAAAGAUCACUGUCCAAGUGCCUCCUCGUUUCGUGAACAAGAUGAGGAAUGCUGUCUUAAUCGUUGGUGAGGAUGCUCAGUUUUCCUGCACCAUCCAGAGCGCCCCCAGCCCCAAGAUCAGAUGGUUCAAGGAGGGCAGGCUGCUGACUGACCAGGAGAAGUAUCAGACCUACACUGAGUCCCGCAGUGGAGUCCUGGUGCUGGUCAUUAAAGGCCCUACGGAGAGAGACCUGGGACACUACGAGUGUGAGUUGUCUAACCGACUGGGCAGUGCUAAAUGUGCAGUUGAUCUGUGCCUUCCUUCUGCUGUGGCUAGAAGAGGAGAGCAGGCAAUCACCAUCGAAGUCACUGAGCAGGAGACUAAAACACCAAAGAAAACCAUCAUCAUAGAGGAGACCAUAACUACGGUGGUGAAGAACACCCGUAUGAAGCGUCGCGGCAUGUCUCCAUCUGGGUUCAACCUCUCCGAAGCCAACACCCCAGAUCUCCCCACCACCCCCACCGGCACGGCCAGGCAGAGGAGGCAGGUUUCGGCCAGCAGGAAGACCACCAUCCCCACCCUGUACGUCACGGAGCCCGAGGGGGGUGCUGGGGCCCGGGCCACAGAGAACAGGUGGGUGGAGGUAGAGGAAAUCAUUGAGUACAAGGUGAACAAGUCGCCCAGGCUAUCCAGGAGAAGAGGGGUCUCCCCAGCUGGGUCGGAGCGAGCGAACACCCCCUCCUUCACCCGGCCACGGAGGUCCCCGAACCCCAACACCAACAAUUCCAACAACAAGCUGGUAGAGCUGCAGAACUGCUCCGAGCUGGAGGGGGCUCAUCCUAUAGCCUGGGAUGAUGAUGAGGAGGAUGAGAACAUGGCUGGGUCCGAGGUUGCCCCUGGACUCAGUGGAGAGGCCUGCGAGGUCUCCGCUUUUCUAAUCCCUAACGACCAUGAACAUGAUGAGGCCUGGCUAGAGGAGCAGAAAGAGGCCUUUGUCACAGAACCGGAUGAUGAUGAUGAUAACAUGGAACCUCCCAGGAAGCUGGAGCCUAAGACCCUGACCCAGGCCGGUCGCGUUCUCACCCUGGAGGACUUGGAGGACUAUGUUCCCAGGGAGGGGGAGAGCUACAGCUCCUCCAACACCAGGUCCUCCCCUGCCGAGAGACCCUGUGAGGUCUCUGUGCUUCAGAGGGAGAUUGGGGGCUCUGUCGUGGGCCAGCCAGUGCUGCUCAAUGUGGGGAGGCCUGUGGUGGUGCCCAGGGGGAGGCGCAGCCCUGGCUUCUUCAGCCGAUUUAGAGAGUACCUCUCAGGCAGCAUGUUCUCCCUGGCUGCCCCCCACCACCACCACCCCAGCGGAGACCAGUCUAGAAGGGAGAGAGAGAUUCCCAUCCAGGUCAGCCAAGCCAAGCAAGAGGUCAAGCCUGCAUACUGCUCUGAGGUGCAGAGAGUGGAGGGAGGGCAGCAGAGAUACAAAACCAAAGUCUACACGUCAGUGGGCAAGCCAGUCACUCUUCAGAUUAGCCAGAACCCAUAUCAAAACCAAUAACCUAGUGUGUGAAAAUCAGUUGCUUGAUCAGAACCAAGCUGAUUUUUGUUAAUUGGUGAUACGUACAAUAGCCGUUUUAGUCUUAAAUGGGAACAUUACUACUUAAGUGUUAAAAAGCAUAUUCUAACCUUGCAUUUUCUUGCAAAUGGGAGGAUCAUUCCAUUUUGAAGCAACCCAUCUGAAAGUCAAAUGCAGACACAGGAAGUCAGUUGUUUUGGUCAGACAAAGUCGUUUUUAAAGGACAAAACAUCAAAAGGGGGUUGGAUAUGUUGUUUAGGCUAAAUGAUUUCCAAACGCCAUUGUAUACUCUCCAGGCGUCAAUGUAUUGUUGCCUUGCUUGCCACAUAUUUGAUUAUUUGAUGUACAGAGAAAUAUAGAAUAAUUGCAAGUCUUGCAACAUGGACUGACACCGUUUGAAAGUUUAAAAAAUCCAUCUGCUUUACCCUCAGGUGACAGCUGUUUUGAAUGUCAACAUCUUGAUGUUAAACUUCUGUUCUGUAGGAGAACAUCAGUACAGUACUAUAUUUCUCUCUGUGUGUUGUCUCUGAAGUUUAAUGAACAAGGAAUAUCCACCUUGACUUGUAGCAUAUCAGUUUGUAAAUAGGCUAACUAACUCCUGUGAAAGGAAAAAAACGUCUCGACAGUAACUUACCAAACCAAUGACUUCAGCAACGAAAUUGCUAGAAGUACAAAAGAAGUCUAAAAGAGCAUUGAUUACAGACGUUGCUGGAUUGUGUGAAACAUUGACGAUGUUCUUUCAAAUGCAGCCACGGUCUGCUUGAGAAUACAAGAAAGCCAGAUUAAAGACUGAUACAUGGAUCAUUGAGUUGUACUUCAGAUUGGGCUGUCCUGUUCUAUGGAGAAGUCUAGAAUUUUCUAAGCGUUUCUAGAUGGGCAGUUACAUGUUGUACAGUGCUGAUGCUUUUACAUGAACUGUAUAUCACUCACUUGUGGGGUGGACUGUGGAAUGAUGGAGGUCUAUGAUUGUGUUAUACAGGUCUCGUAUAAAGGGUCUCUGUUUACUUUAGGUCAUAUACAUCCAAAACAUAGACCUAUAUAGGAUAUUUCAUUUUGAACUGGGUCAUUUGUUUUAUAGAAAGGCACUUCAUUAUCAGUUUAUUGAGAGCAUUAAAGAGUAGAUUGACCUCAGAUAAUUAAGUAUUUGUGAUUACUUUAAGGUCAAAUGUAAUGAAUUAUAUUUAGAAAAGUGGCAGCAUGUUAUGUAUUAGCUUUUUGAAAGCUGAUUUGCGUGUUUAUCUGAUUGACAUGAUUGAAUUAACACAAGGAGUCCCACUGUAACGCCGGCGCGUUUUGGACUUCUGGGUAGACCAUUGGAUUUGUCUUUCUUCUGCAUCCGUAGAUACCAACCAUUAGUCUGUGUAAUUAACGGGGGCUGAGCUAGAGCUGUGUUUGUGAGACAAGGGCGGAUCCCAAUGGGGCCCUGGACUGGGUCUUUUUACAAAAACCUAUGUAGUCUGAAUGAUUUGAGCUACAAACUAUUCAAAGAUAUUUAUGAAAAGGUGAGACUCUCACGAACACAUGCAUGUAACUAUGACGCUCAACACCUACACAAGAGUCAUUAGAAGGUAAGGGGUUGUUCUACAUAGAAGAUCAUAGGAAAUCCCAGGACAUAGUGUCUAUAAUAAGCUCACAUAGUGGCUCCCACAAAAUCUAAACAGUUGUCAUUUCCCAGUGAGCAUACAAUUUCUGUACUUACAGCAUUCAUAUCAAUUAAUUUGAUCAGGAUUUUGCUUUGGCAGAUUAAAAACAUUUUUUUAUUGACAUUUGUCAAUUAAACUCAUGAAUGCAACUGUUUUAUGUCAAAUAGUUUUGUGUUCUACUUGUAGCCCUGGUUGUCCUGAAAAGAACACUCCCUUGUGAGGCUAAAUAUCAGGGCUAGACAUGCCCUUAUAAUAAAUUAAAGUCAGAUACAUUAAAAGAUGAUUUUUGCUGGGGUCGCGGGACUGAUAGGGUUAAUAUUAAUCUUGUCACAUUCAGUUCAGGUGGGAGUUACAUAGUUAGUAGUGAGCCAUUGUACACUGGAUUUAUUCACUUUGUUGCAAUAUAUUGUUUUAAAAAGUGAAUUACCACUUUCCAAAGUAAGAGUGAUGUUUUGUUUUUAUGUUAUUUUAAACGUCUUGUAAAAGCAUUGAAUGUUUAACUUUGUAAGAAAUUCAACAUAAAUCACAUAGGUUUUGACUGCCUGCACAUGUUUAGUUAAGAGAAUGAAUAGUUAAUGGAUUUUUGGGAGGGUACUCCCAAGUGUUUAAUACACCAAAACAAUUAAAUUGCAACUGAUGAACUGA